Messenger RNA from Pygoscelis adeliae (Adelie penguin), 2912 nucleotides. It is a transcript of the gene COL9A1, whose product is annotated as collagen, type IX, alpha 1. Lineage: Eukaryota; Metazoa; Chordata; Aves; Sphenisciformes; Spheniscidae. The transcript has 38 exons. The record is from RefSeq and is a predicted model, not a curated record. The coding region runs from base 172 to 2886 and encodes 904 amino acids.
AACAGACCCGGCAGCCUGCCCCUCCCUCCCUGCUGGGUCCUGUGUGGGGCAGGAGGAGCCGUCCUCACCCAUUGCCGCUCUCUUCUACAGGAGUAAUGAGCGGGAAGCAGAGAGUGUGACUAUAGACACCACGUAUUCACAUGAGAGAAGUGAAGAAAGCCAGCAGUGAAGAUGAAAAGCAACUGGAAAAUUACAGCUUUCUUUUACGUGUGUAGUUUUCUGUGGUCUUUCAUCUCAGCCACCAUCCAGCAACAAUCAAGACUACCAGUCAUUCUGGGUACCAGUCAUAGAACUGAUCUCUGCCCAACAAUCAGGAUUGGCCAAGAUGACUUACCAGGCUUUGACCUGAUUUCUCAGUUCCAAAUAGAAAAAGCUGCUUCCCAAGGAAUUAUCCAGCGAGUAGUGGGCUCCACUUCUCUGCAAGUGGCUUAUAAAUUGGGACCCAAUGUAGAAUUCAGGAUCCCAACAAGUGCCAUAUAUUCCAACGGAUUGCCCGAUGAAUAUUCCUUUCUAACUACUUUUCGGAUGACUGGGGCCACGCUUCAGAAAUACUGGACUAUUUGGCAGAUUCAGGAUUCUUCAGGAAAAGAACAAGUUGGAGUGAAUCUUAAUGGUCAAAUGAAAAGUGUUGAGUUUUCUUAUAAAGGAGUGGAUGGAAAUCUCCAAACUGCAUCAUUUUUGCAUUUGCCUUUCUUGUUUGACUCCCAAUGGCACAAGCUUAUGAUAAGUGUGGAAGCAAACAGUGUCACACUUUUUAUUGACUGUAUUAAAAUAGAAUCCUUAAACAUAAAACCAAAAGGGAAAAUCAGCAUUGAUGGCUUUGCUGUGCUUGGAAAACUUAAAAAUAAUCCUGAAAUUUCAGUUCCGUUCGAAAUCCAGUGGAUGGUGAUUCACUGCGACCCCCUGCGACCCCAGCGCAAAGGCUGGGGCGACCGGCCGGCCCGGAUAAGCCAGACGGUAAUUGAGAGAGGUCUCCCUGGUCCACCAGGCCCCCCGGGUCCGCCAGGGCCACCAGGAGUUCCCGGCAUCGAUGGCAUCGAUGGGGAGAGAGGUCUGAACGGCCCCCCCGGUCCACCGGGUCCAGAUGGGGAUGCAGGCAAACCAGGAUCCCCUGGCCUGCCUGGAGAGCCGGGAGCUGAUGGAUUCACAGGGCCUGAUGGUUCAGGUGGAGCCACAGGACCAAAAGGACAGAAGGGUGAGCCAGGACUGCCAGGUGCUCGCGGACUUCCGGGCAAGGGGCUUCUUGGACCACCUGGUCCAACUGGUGCAGCAGGACUUCCUGGGGAAGUAGGUCGUGCUGGUCCACCUGGAGAUCCAGGAAAAAGAGGGCCACCAGGGCUACCAGGACCGCCAGGCCCUCGGGGAACAAUUGGCCUGCAAGAUGGUGACCCAUUGUGUCCCAGUGCUUGUCCACCUGGCCGCCCAGGACAUGCUGGCUUAAUGGGAAUGAAGGGACAGAAAGGUUCAAAAGGAGAGUCUGGUGAACCAGGAAAACAAGGUUAUAAGGGUGAAGAAGGGGACCAAGGACCCAGUGGUGAAGUGGGAGCUCAAGGCCCUCCAGGCAUCCUAGGUAUCAGAGGUAUAACUGGUAUAAUGGGACCUAAAGGUACCAAAGGAGCUCGUGGGCUUGAUGGUGAGCCUGGUCCCCAAGGUCUUCCUGGUGCACCUGGGGAUCAAGGACAGAGAGGUCCACUGGGAGAGGCAGGUCCGAAGGGAGAAAGGGGCCCUCAAGGUACAAGAGGAAUAAAUGGUCUCCCUGGGCCUAAAGGAGAGUCUGGCUUACCAGGAGUCGAUGGCCGGGAAGGGAUCCCUGGAAUGCCUGGAGCAAAAGGUGAACCAGGAAAACCCGGAUCUCCAGGUGACACAGGGCUUCAGGGACUUCCAGGUAAUAGAGGUCCCCCUGGGGUGCCAGGUUUGAUGGGAAAUUCUGGUAAACAGGGUGAACAGGGUCCAGAGGGAGAAGUGGGUCCAACAGGUCCCCGGGGACCACCAGGUAGCAGAGGGGAGCCAGGUCCUGCGGGUCCUCCAGGUUUACCAGGGAAAUGGGGUCCCCAGGGUGAUAUUGGACUUCCUGGACUGCCAGGUCCUCCAGGCCUACCUGGUGGUAAGGGUGACCGGGGUUCAGUGGGUGAACCAGGACCUAAGGGUGAACAAGGUGCACCUGGAGCAGAAGGGGAUGGAGGAGAAAAGGGUGACUUAGGUGACAUGGGAUUACCAGGAGCAAAGGGAGCUGUUGGUAAUCCUGGAGACCCUGGUUCCCGUGGGCCUGAGGGAAGUCGGGGACUGCCUGGCAUGGAAGGGCCACGAGGCUCACCUGGACCACGAGGCUUGCAGGGUGAACAGGGUGCCCCAGGUCUGCCUGGCAGCCAAGGUCCAGCUGGAAAAGAACCAACCGAUCAGCACAUUAAGCAGGUUUGCAUGAGAGUCAUGCAAGAACAACUAGCUCAGCUGGCAGCCAGUCUUAGGAGGCCAGAAUUUGGUGCUCCAGGUCUUCCUGGCCGACCGGGGCCACCAGGUGCUCCAGGGCCUGCUGGCGAAAAUGGCUUCCCAGGACAGCUUGGACCCCGUGGCUUGCCUGGCCUUAAAGGUCCCCCUGGUGAGAUCGGUCGUAAAGGUCCUAAAGGUGAACCAGGAGAAAGAGGAGAAAGAGGAUUUCCAGGCAGAGGACUGAAAGGUUACCCUGGACCAAGAGGUCUUCCAGGUGAACCAGGCAAACCCAGCUAUGGCAGGGAAGGCCGUGAUGGUGAACGAGGUCUCCCUGGGGUGGCCGGUCAGCCCGGGGUUCCUGGUCCUCCUGGCCCUCCCGGCCCUCCUGGGUACUGCGAGCCGUCGUCUUGCAGAAUGCAGGCUGGACAGAGAGUUGGUAAGAACAUGAAAGGGCCAUGAAUGGGCAACGCAAAAGGCACAAAGCA